Messenger RNA from Symphalangus syndactylus (siamang), 481 nucleotides. RefSeq names its product transcription initiation factor TFIID subunit 13-like. Gene Ontology annotation, biological process: transcription by RNA polymerase II. The record is from RefSeq and is a predicted model, not a curated record. Lineage: Eukaryota; Metazoa; Chordata; Mammalia; Primates; Hylobatidae. Gene Ontology annotation, cellular component: transcription factor TFIID complex. Gene Ontology annotation, molecular function: protein heterodimerization activity.
AUGGCAGACGAGGAAGAAGACCCCACCUUUGAGGAAGGAAAUGAAGAAAUUGGAGGAGGUGCAGAAGGUGGACAGGGUAAAAGAAAGAGACUUUUUUCUAAAGAAUUGCGAUGUAUGAUGUAUGGCUUUGGGGAUGACCAGAAUCCUUAUACUGAGUCAGUGGAUAUUCUUGAAGAUCUUGUCAUAAAGUAUAUCACUGAAAUGACUCACAAGGCAAUGUCAAUUGGAAGACAAGGUCGAGUACAAGUUGAAGAUAUCAUCUUCUUGAUUCGAAAGGACCCAAGGAAGUUUGCCAGGGUGAAAGACUUGCUUACUAUGAAUGAAGAAUUGAAACGAGCUAGAAAAGCAUUUGAUGAAGCAAAUUAUGCAUCUUGACACUUUUUGUAGAUUCUGAAAAUUACCAUCUGGGGAAACCAGAUAUCAUAAUUGUAUAUUUUCUAAAGUAAGGUUCUGAUAUCUAGCCGUGUAAAUGAAAGAUGGA